CUGUGCGCAGGUGACGACCAUUCUAGAAGUCAGGACGGGGGCAUCAGCAUUGUAGGCAUCAAUGCCACAAGUGUGAACCUGAACUGGAGACCCAGCGACCCGGUGUCGUCCUACAAAAUACAAGUGGUGGCAGUGGUGGGAGAGACCAGUUCUUUCAAUGUCACGGUCAACGAGAGCCAUGUUGUCAUUCCCGGACUCACGCCCAGUACCCUCUACAACAUCACUGUGUAUCCUGUGCAGGAGAAUGGCUCUGAGGGCAUGCCCAGCUUCUGCCAAGUCAAUACUGCCCCUGGCCCUGUCUCCAAUUUUCAAGUGACGAGUGUCAACCCCACAGAGAUCGGCUUGGCUUGGAGUAGCACCCACGCACAGGCCUUCAGGAUUGUCACCCGUCUGGAUGCAGACGGAGAAGCUUGGAGGAAGACAGACACCACCAGCAACCACAGUAUUGUCAUUGGGGACCUGAGCCCGGGGACUCGCUAUCUUUUCGAGAUAUUUCCUCAAGGACCAAACGGGGCUGAAGGGCCCCCUGAAACAGUCCGCGGUCAAACUGAGCCCAGUCCGGUCUCUGGUCUCCGUGUGGUCUCCAGGGGGACGACGGAAGUUUAUCUGACUUGGACCAGUGGGAAUGGCACUGCCAACUGCCGGAUGCUCCUGGAAGACGUUGGAAGUCAAAAUGAGUCCACUCAAGACUCGGUGGUCAGUAUUAAAGACCUGAAGCCAGGGACUCGUUUGAAUGUCACCGUGUUUCUUCGAGAGACCCGGGGAGACCCAGAAGGUGACAUGGACGCCAACAGCACCCUGGGCAGCUCCACGGAGAAGCCAGCCAGCAGCCCCGCUGCCCCUGUGGACAGAUACCGCCUCGAACCUGAAGACUCCUCCUCUUCCCAAGGGUCCUCGGACACGAGGGUCUGGAUUGUUGGCUUACAGCCCAGCACGGCGUACAAGGCCACUGUUUAUCCUCAAGCGGAAGGUGGCACGGAGGGACAGCCCCAGGCCGUAGGAUUCUGGACAAAGUCUAACAGUCAGGUGUUUGACCUCCAUGUGGUGAACAUCAGCGCUACCAGUAUUAUGCUGACCUGGAAGAUUAAUGAAACUCUGCAGUCCUCAGGCUACAGCUACAAAAUACAAGUGGCAGAACAAACCAUGUCCUUCAACCUCACGGCCAACGAAACCCGGGUUGCCAUUCCUGGACUCACACCCUGCACCUUUUAUAACAUCACGGUGCACCCUGUGCAAGACGGGGGCUCUGAGGGCACGCCCGGCUUUCUCCAAGUGUACACUCCUCCUGGGCCUGUGUCCAACUUUCGAGUGACAGAUGUCAGCACAACGGAGAUCGGCUUGGCUUGGAGUAGCACCCACGCACAGGCCUUCAGGAUAGUCACCCGUCUGGAUGCAGAUGGAGAAGCGUGGAAUAAAACGGACACCACCAGCAACCACAGUAUUGUCAUUGGGGACCUGAGCCCGGGGACCCGCUAUCUUUUUGAGAUCUUUCCACAAGGACCAAACGGGACUGAAGGGCCCCCUGAGACAGUACGCGGUCAAACUGACUCCAGUGCGGUGUUUGGCAUCCGCGUGGUGUAUGUCAACACAACCGCAAUGAGGUUGGAGUGGCAGAGCACAGACCAGGCUUCCCGAUACACCUACCACUUAGAUAUACAGCCUGAGGUCAGCACGCAGGGCACGUCCAGCCGGGAGAAAGAGAUCACUCUGACUGGCCUCAUGCCGGGCACCCUGUACAGCAUCACCAUCACACCCGAAGUGGACAGCGUACUGGGGAACUCCAGCUCCAUCGCAGAUUACACACGGCCUAGCAGUGUGUCCAACAUCGUGAUAAGUACCACCACCACCACAGCAACCUUCAGCUGGGAGAACUCUGAUAACGCCUCUAGCACGUACAUGUACCACCUCCUUAUUGUCGGGAACAACAGCAGCCGGAGAGAGGCAAUCACGGAUGCUGGAAUCACCAGUGCCACCAUCGCUGAAUUAAGACCAGGCUCCACUUACACAGUGGAGAUCUUCCCCCAAGUUGGGAAUGUCACCGAGGGGGCCUCCAGCUCUGAGUCAUUCUGUACAGAUCCCGAGCCGGUGGAAUUCCGCUGUGAGAUGGUCCCCAAACAGCCCACCUUGGUCCUCACAUUUGCCUGCCCAGGUGGCUCCAAUGCUGGUUUCCAGCUGGAGGUCAACAGGGGAGACUGGCACAACAGGACGUACCUGGAGGCCUGCUCCUCCUCGGAGAAUGGCACCAGGUACAGGACAGAAGUCACGUCUUUGCUCUUUGCUACCUCAUAUAACAUCAGCAUCACCACCUUGUCCUGCGGAAAGAAUACAUCCUCUGGCCCAAGCAUCUGCACCACCAGUAUCACAGACCCCCCGCCUCCAGAUGAACCCCCAAAGAUCACAUAUUUCAGUCACAAUUCAGUAAAGGUCAAGUUCAGUGGGUUUAAAGAGAGCUCCGGCCCCAUUAAAGCCUACGCGCUCAUUCUCACCACCGGCAAAGCUGAGCGCCCCUCGGCGGAGGUCUUGAAAAACAGAUAUGAAGAUUUCAAAAGGGGGGCUUCGGAUACGUAUGUGACGUACUUCAUAAGCACCGAGGAGAGACAGCGUGCUCAGGGCUCAUCCCAGGACGCCAAGUAUGAGAUUGACGUUGGGAAUGAAUCGACUACGUGCGGCUAUUUCAACGGGAAACUGGAGCCGCUCGGCUCCUAUCGGGCCUGUGUGGCUGGCUUCACCAAUAUUACCUUUUACCCUCAAAACCACGGACUCAUAGAUGGAGACCAGAGCUACGUGUCCUUCAGCAACUACUCCGAGGUUGUCUCCUUGCCCCAGGAUCCAGGUGUCAUCUGUGGAGCUGUGUUUGGCUGCAUCUUUGGUGCCCUGGUCAUCGGGGCUGUGGGCGGCUUCAUCUUCUGGAGAAAGAAAAGGAAAGAUGCCAAGAACAAUGAAGUGUCCUUUUCUCAAAUCAAACCUAAAAAAUCCAAGCUAAUCAAAGUGGAGAAUUUUGAGGCCUACUUUAAGAAACAGCAAGCUGACUCCAACUGUGGGUUUGCAGAAGAAUAUGAGGACCUGAAGCUUGUUGGAAUUAGUCAACCUAAAUACGCAGCGGAGCUGGCUGAGAACAGAGGAAAAAAUCGCUAUAAUAAUGUUUUGCCCUAUGAUUUUUCCCGAGUCAAACUUUCAGUCCAGACCCAUUCAACGGAUGACUACAUCAAUGCAAACUACAUGCCUGGCUACCAUUCCAAGAAGGAUUUUAUCGCCACCCAAGGACCUCUACCCAACACUCUGAAAGACUUCUGGCGCAUGGUUUGGGAGAAAAACAUAUAUGCUGUCAUCAUGUUGACCAAAUGUGUGGAACAAGGAAGGGUCCAGACAAGUGAGAAUCACCCUUUGCGACAGUUCCAUUUCACCUCUUGGCCGGACCAUGGUGUUCCUGACACCACUGACCUGCUCAUCAAUUUCCGCUACCUGGUGCGUGACUACAUGAAGCAGAGCCCUCCUGAAACGCCCAUUCUGGUGCACUGCAGUGCGGGGGUUGGAAGGACAGGCACCUUCAUCGCCAUCGAUCGUCUCAUCUACCAGAUGGAGAACGAGAACACUGUGGACGUGUACGGGAUUGUGUAUGACCUCCGGAUGCACAGGCCUUUAAUGGUGCAGACCGAGGACCAGUACGUUUUCCUCAAUCAGUGUGUUCUGGAUAUCAUCCGAGCCCAGAAGGACUCCAAGGUAGAUCUCAUCUACCAGAACACAACUGCAAUGACAAUCUAUGAGAAUCUCUCGCCGGUGCCCACGUUUGGAAAGACAAAUGGUUACAUCGCCUGAUUUCCAAAGGACCAACUUCCUGGAGUCAGCCAAACAGACGGUUACGCCCACAGCAAAGGGGAAAACACCCUGCGGUUGACAUGUUUUCAUAUGUCUCCUAUCUUACAUCUGUGUUCUGUUUUGUUCCAACUAAUUUCAAUGGUGUGGAGCUGCAGGUGUGUAGUAUGACGAGUGAAAAGUUGGGGCUGGCGGGGGCUGGAGAUGGCUGGUGAGCAGGGCAGCCGAAUCCCUGAUUACCUAGGGGAGAGGGAAUGAGUUUUGUGGCUGUUUAUUUUCCCUUGAGGAUGAUGGGAAACCAGGAGAAAUGAGCUGUACUAUUUCUUUUUUUCUUUUUCAAAACAGGUUCUUUUUACAAAAGACUAUUUUCUAUGACUCACAUGCGAAAGCAAGGCUUGUGCUGGGUUGCAUAUAUUUUAAGUAUCAGAGGCCUAUUUUUUACCUACUAUAGCUGGGAAUCUUGCUGAUGGAAAACACAUCAUUGUGGACGAUUACCGUGUCAGAAGAGGUGUGUGGUGCCUGUCUGACAUGACUUUUCUUUCUUUCUGUUUUUUUUUUCCUAUUUGACCAUGUGCCUUUUCUGAAUUAUGCUUCCACAGGCAAAACUCAGUAGAUAUUCUCUAUUUUUGUAUUGAAUCUCCUAAUUGAUUGGAAUAUGCGGAAUAUUUAAGCAGUAGUUUAGGACCCAAGGCUCUGCCUUCCGGGUGACAUCCUGUUCUCUCUCGGUGGAGGAGGCCUCUUCCUCUCCCCGCUGGCUCCCGUGUGUUGUGCGCCAUCUUUUCGUCCCCUGCCCACCUCUUCUUCCUCAAGGACUUGCCUAUUGGCGACACCUUCGGCCCCUGGGUUGGGUAAGAGUGGAGACUCCAAUACCACCCUGAGACUUUGCGGGGAAAGAAGAGAGGACCCCCGUGAUGGCACAGCCUCCUUUUCUGAACCGUCUUACCCUUGGUCUCAUUUCUGUAUUUGGUAAGAAGAAUUAUUUAAAGGUGCAAUAUGUGACUUAGUGUAUCAUGAAGCCCUAGGUUUUUUAGUAAUGUUUUACUCAGGUUGGCAUUUUAUGUGUGUCUGUGUGUGUGUGUGCACGCGCGCGUGUUUAAAAGCGUGGUAAUCUGUGAACACUUCCGUGUGAAAACAGUGUCAAAUCAGCCCUUUUUCACCUCCCUCCUCCCCCAAAGAAACAAAUCCACUGGCUUUAGUCUCUCUCUGCAGUGACACGUCUUGGUAUCUGCUGUGUGUAUAUAAACGCUCCAAACAACAGUCAUUCGUACGAGUCAGAGUUGAGGUGUAUACAGUUUGAAUUUGUAUCAAGGAUGUAAUUAUUAUUUUUACAACCUCUUUUCAGUAUACUGCUGCUGUAAUUCCUUUGAUUUUUUUUUUGUUUUCAAAUGUAGAUUCUUUUUUCAGUUUCGUCUUCAGGUGUAUAUCCACCACGAAUUUCAGAGUUGAUGUGGAUUUAUUUGACUGGUACAUAAUCUGUAGCGUUCUCAAGGCAUUAACAUGAAAGGAUCUUCAUUUCUUUUACUUUGUGGCUCAGGUGAUAUUUUGAAGACGUUUUGAGGUUACCCUCUCACAGACAAUGAAGUAUACAAGGACUUAUGAAGGAAUUAGCCCACUCCCUGGAGGCCUGGGGCCCUUUCCUAUAGUCAGAAAUCCUGCUGUAAGCUCAGGACGAAUGCGUCCUAUUGAAAAUUGGGAGCUGGGUGGACUCCGAGCACCCCACGACCCCACCCAAUCACUGUUGGUCUGUGGGAACCAAUCUAAUGCUGCCUGCUCCUUGCCUACCUGGCACUUUGAUGAGUGGGCAUGCACAUGGGCAUUUGAGGGCCUGGUAGGGUGCACCACAGCGUAUGCACCUACAGCCUUCAGUGCUGUUGAGCGGGAUGGUGCUACAUGCCUCUUGUUGCCCCCUUCCCUUUGAGGUACUGAAUGGAUGAAGAGGAGACAUGGUAGGGUGUUCAGGUUUGGGGGAAAAACUCUACUUCCCAAGUGGAAAUUGCACUUUUUUUCCCCCCCUGACUCCUUGGCUUUCUUUGGUAGGUAGCCAGCAGCUCAUUGAAGGACUAGACUGGUCUGGCCAGGAGAGCCCACGUGGCUUAACUUCGGAGUGGGGCUCUGGCCCUGUAGAUCUGACUCAGGGAAGCCAUGCUGUCCCUAGGGUGAGAGGAAAGCUGGAUUUGACUGAUGGCAGAGCCCUGACAGGUCUGUGACUUUGUUCAGCGGUUCCUUGGGCCACCCCCCCGUCCCUACUCCAGUGUGUCUGAAAACCUAAGGGUCAAAUCCCUUGCAGGCACUCAGCCCGGUCCCCCUCUCUGCCCCGCAAGUGGGAAGUAGACUGCAGAGAAUUCACAGGAAAGGAAUUGCCCCUUUACAAACCCCUUCCAACGAUGAUAACAGUAAUAACACAAAGAUAUGCAUAAGAAAAAGCUAACACCAGGAACCAUUCUCUCUCCCACCUGACGUGGGCUUAGGAGGGCAGUGGCCAUCUUCGAUAUCACUGCAGGAUGCUGGGAGGCCAGCUCGAGGCGGGGAGGUCUGGAAUGCCAACAGGCAGGUCACACACAGUCCGGGAUGCUUCUCUGCAGAGGACUGGGGACAGGGCCAGUGGGGCAGUGAGUGUGUUUGCAGCUCAGCAGCGGAAGAAGGGAGAGUCGCAUGUACAUGCAAAGACACGUGGGAUGAUGGUUGCUGCUCAGGUUCCUGAAGCGAGAGGAGAGUGAGUGCUUCUUAGCGUCCAGCGCCUAGGAGCAGUGAACCGCAGCUUGGGAAGUCCAGUGGAAUUCUGCGGGGCUGGGUUCCUCACCCCUGGUUAGUAUUGGACAGCUCCAGGCAGAACAGUGGGGGUUUGGUGGCAAGGAGAGGGCCAAGCGUGGUGGCCAGUCAGUAUGGCAGAGUUGAUCCAUUCAUGUCUUCUGCCAAGAACAGAGAGUUUUGCCUCCAAAGGUGAACUUAACCAAUGACCGUUUGGGAUCUGUUCACUGUGGUCAUGUAGUGACCUCCAGCCAGACUUUGGCAUCAUCGACUUUCCAAAGUCAGAGGCUCCUGGGGUUGGGUUAGGGUUGGGGUGGUGGGUCUCUUAUGUAGCUGAUCUAUGUUUGCUUUUCAUCUAGGAUGGAAGAGCCCUGGUCCUUAAAAAUGCUUGAUUGCGCUUGUUUAGCUAAACAAGUCUUGGUGACUGAUCAAAAAGUCCAAGUUCUGAGGUUUCAGACUACUGUGUAGCAGUUGUGUGUUUAACAUACUGUAACUUUUCCUCCCUCGGGGGCACAUAUGAAUAGGAAGUGUUGAUGUGGACUCUAAACUGUAAUUUUCUUGUAACUAUUUUGGAGUGAUGCCUAUUUCUAAUGUUUGUUAUACUUGUACAGAGGAUUGCUGUUGGUUACUUUUUUUUUUUUUUAAGGAAAAAUGGCCUGAAUAAUUUUUUUAAAAAGACUUACAAAUACCAAAUAUUAA
Messenger RNA from Echinops telfairi (small Madagascar hedgehog), 7260 nucleotides. It is a transcript of the gene PTPRJ, whose product is annotated as protein tyrosine phosphatase receptor type J. The record is from RefSeq and is a predicted model, not a curated record. NCBI's taxonomy places the organism in Eukaryota, Metazoa, Chordata, Mammalia, Afrosoricida, Tenrecidae. Gene Ontology annotation, biological process: protein dephosphorylation. The transcript is spliced from 23 exons. Gene Ontology annotation, molecular function: protein tyrosine phosphatase activity; protein binding. Bases 259 to 3816 code for a protein of 1185 amino acids.